Suillus plorans is the source of this 381-nucleotide messenger RNA. RefSeq lists its product as uncharacterized. The annotation marks the transcript as partial. The transcript has a single exon. The record is from RefSeq and is a predicted model, not a curated record. Lineage: Eukaryota; Fungi; Basidiomycota; Agaricomycetes; Boletales; Suillaceae.
AUGCCAGGACCGCCCACUCCUAUUCCCACAGACCCUGACGCCAUCUUGCCUGAGAGCGAGGAGGUGGGUUUCCCGCAGGUCAUUGCGAAUCUCAUCGUCGUUGAGGUUGCAUCCCUGGCGAUUCGCAGCGACACACGACGUAAUCCCCUUGCAAACGGUUAUGACCUCGCCAUCCCGCCCGCGACUUACGACGAAGCCAUGCGACGCCCGGAUAGUGACCAUUGGCUAGCUGCAAUGAGGAAAGAGAUCAAUCUGAUGUCAGAAAUGAACGUUUAUGAGUUGAUGCCCUUACCUGCGGAACGACGAGCGAUCGGGUGUCGAUGGGUGCUCGAGUUCAAAGAAGACUUGAAGGGGGGAUCGGUCUUCAAAGCUAGGUUAGUU